GUCAUUGCAACUCUGCGCCCUUUGCAUAAGGCUAGUUGUUGGGAAGAGGGAUUCCUACCCAAGUAAUCCCGCUUCUCUUUGUGCUUCAUUGUGCCACCAAAUGCCUGAGCUUUUAAGAAUAGCCUUAAAGUGAUGGCAUAUCAGUGGUUUAUUAUUUCGCCAUCACAUUUGCAUCAUUUCUCUAAAGCAUUGCCUAUUUAUGAGAUUCUGCGAUUGUGUGUUGGUGUUGAAAGGGGGUUUGGGGCAGGGGUCGUAGCAUAGGAUUAGGAGUUGGAGCUCCUGGGACCUUACCAGAUCUGUGCAGAAUGGGACAUGGUUUAUGGGGGCCCAUUUUCUCCUCUGUAACUAGAUUUUAAUGAUCCUGUGGCCAUUACAGAGACAUUGUGAAGUAGAACUCCUUUUCAGAUGCUACAAAAGUGUGAAUUCUUCUGGAAUACUUUUCUUUGCCGCCUUUUGCAGUAGGGGGAAUUAAAAGGACAUGAAAGUGAAGAAAAAGAAUGCAUUAAAUUCAAAUUAAUGAUCAGUCUAACCUAGGAUUGAUCAUCCAUAGUUGUUUUACAGAGAAGUAAGUGAUUGCUGUACCUAUAGUGUAGCCUAACUGGGUGGUAGAAGGGAAUGGAUUUAGGACAUGAAAAUGUGUUAAAUCUGCUAAAUAAACAGAUUAUGUGGUGCUUAACCACAUCGUCUCAUGUUCCUGGGAAAUUUUCUGUGUGUAGUUGAGGAUCAUAAAGAUGUUUCCUGAUCUGUACAUUUAAUCUUGUUUCUUAGAUAGGAGAUACUACAGCAAACAAGAUGGGUUUCAUCAUGUUAAAUUUACUAUGUAAUUUUAUUUGGAAAUAAGUUUUUUAACUUGCAAAAUGAGCUACUGAAUAUUAAGAUCAACUAGUGUGAACUGGCCCAGAGAGAUACCCCUUUCCUUCAUUCCCCAGCGCUACCCCAAGUUGUUCCAUAUUUGCACAUACAAUGAUUUUAUUUAUGAAUGCGCCUUAUCCAAGUUAGCAGCAAGCAAUAGAUUUCCACUCGUCUUGAGGAGAUGUAAUUUUCUGAAGGCAAAAUGGAAGGCAAAGGGGACAGGAGGGCAUUAUAUGCACGUGCCCGGCCUCCCUUGAACAGUUGCUGGCUCUGUUAUCGAUGCCCGAAUCUGAUCACGGCCAUCUUCACUUCACUGCACCAGGACAAGGACAGGGCACUGUGUUAGUGCUGGACCCAGAUCACCUCCUGGCUUUGGUCCAAAGCCUGUUUUUCCUGAGGAAUCUCGUGAAGAGAACACCAACCAUCUCGCUGCUGGCAGGGGACACUGCACUCCAUCUAGCUGCGGCUCUGAAUCACAGGAAGGUGGUUAAGCUGUUGCUGGAGGCAGGGGCUGAUGCAUCCGUGGUCAACAAUGCAGGUCAGACCCCUCUAGAGGUUGCCAGACAGCACAAUAACCCUGAGGUUGCUCUCCUCCUCACUAAAGCAUCACAGGUCUCACGCUUUAACCGUGGAAGAAGCCUGAGGAAGAAGAGAGAGAGGCUGAAGGAGGAAAGGCGAGCUCAGUCGGUACCACGGGAUGAAGUGGUACAGAGCAAGCAGGGCAGCGUCUCAGCUGCUGACGACACGCCAAGCAGUGACCGGCCACCGCAGAGGAAGAGUGAUCUGAAAGAUGAACCCCGGUCAACCUCACCAGAUCCCAAAGGGAAGAAGAGCAAAAAGAAAAAGCCAAAGGAAAAGGUUUCAGCACUCUCAGACCCCAUCUCCCCAGCUGAUCAGCAGACUCUCCCUCGGCCCCAGCAAAACGUGCCGAAGCGCAGAAGUAAACAUCACUGCACGUCUCCACCCCCUCCCCACGAGGUCCGAGCCUACCAGCUCUACACGCUCUAUCGAGGAAAGGAUGGGAAGGUGAUGCAGGCACCAAUAAAUGGAUGUCGUUGUGAGCCCCUGAUAAAUAAACUGGAGAAUCAGCUGGAAGCAACAGUAGAAGAGAUGAAAGCUGAGUUUGGGACAGUACAAGAUAAGAUGAAUGUUAAGCUGGGCCAGAUGGAAAGCAAAACUCAACAUCAACUCCGUGUUUUAGACAAGCUUAUGGCUGAGCGGCUGUCCGCAGAGAGAACAGAGUGCCUUCACCGCCUGCAACAGCACACUGAGCUGGAAAAGACUGAGGGGGAGAAACGGCAGAUUUCCUUGGUCGAUGAGCUGAAGACUUGGUGCAUGUUGAAAAUUCAGAAUCUGGAGCUCAAGCUUUCUGGAGAUUCCAGGUCAUCAAGACCAAAAUCAACUUUGUCCACUUGUGAGUCUCUCACUGAGACCCUGGAUACUGAGAACAACCCCCACAGUGCCAAGGACUGUAAAGCCAACCAGCCUCUGCUGCAGUCAGAGGGCUCCCACCAGCAUUCCUAUAUCAUGCUCCCAAAUAACCUCUCGGAAGACGGGGGAAGGAGCAGAGUCCAGGUGCCAGAACAGAGCUUUGGGCAACAGUUUUGCAUUCAGCAAGAUGGUGCAUCAGGUACCACCUUGUCAGGUACAGAGCAACAGUUAAUCGUUGGUGGACCAGUUUCUUCUGCCCCUGCUCAAGAUGUCAGGCCAAAAGACAAAGCUGUUAGUGCCAGCACGUUCCACCGGUUCCAGCAGGAGCUGCCCUCCUCUGAGCUUUCAGGCUCGAAAUUAAGACAUGUUAAAGUUCAAGCUGCUUUGCAGCCCUUGACUGAACCUGUGAAGACUGAACCACAGAGCAGCUACUUCAUCGACAAAGGAACUCAGACAAAGAAGUCCGGCAAGAGCGGGCAGGCAAGGCACAAAGCUCUGCACCAUGCCGGGACACAUCCGAGCCAGGAACAGCAGCCCCCCACCUUGCCCGCGGGACAGCCGCCUGCCCCUCCGCUCAGAGACACCUCCCAGGCCCUGGAGAUAACACAGUACUUCUUCGAGGCUGUCUCCACACAGAUGGAGAAGUGGUACGAACGGAAGAUAGAAGAAGCCCGGUGCCAAGCUAAUCAGAAAGCGCAGCAAGACAAAGCCGCGCUCAAGGAACACAUUAAAAGCUUAGAAGAGGAGCUCAGCAAAUUAAGGACUAAGGUGCAGAAAGAGAGCUAGCAUCUACCAAGGAGGUGAAGACAAGCAAUGGGACUCAUUUUGGAACCUGCUGUACAGGAAUCUGGAAUACUGAUACAUACAUUUGUAGUGCCUGUUACAUCCAAACAAAAUGCUCUUUUUCAGGAGUAGAAAUAACUUUGGAAACUCCAGAACCAAGGAGAAUUCAUAUGCAGACCAUACUGAUGACAAAGAGAUGCUGCAGAUUAGAUCCUUUCUUUGUUAUUUCCCAGAGUCCGUUAAAUAUUGUACUCUCAAUUUUCAGGUGCUGCUUGAAAACAAACUGCAUUAGAAACCAAAAUUGCUUUCUGAAAAGGGAAUUUCCUUAUUUCCACACAGGUCAUGUGUGGCUAGAGGGUUCCACUGUAUGCUACAUGUAAACACGUGGCGAUACCAAUACUCAGACAAAUCCAGGAUGUUUGAGAGCUUUUGACAGAAAUUCCUUAGUGAUGAAGGGCUAUUGAUACUAUUUUAGAUACCCCCCAUGGCCUCCCUCUAGUCAGUGGAGAGGAGCUACAGACCCAACUCAAACUACAAGCCCGUGUAGGUGCCAGGGGCAGGCUGCCUGCUGGGAGAGGCCAGGCGCCCACGCAGUGAGAUGCUAAGAUGAGUCAUCCCAUUAGGUACGGAGGCUGCGGUCGCCACUUUGCUCGUCUUUCGGUUUUAUGUUAUUAAAACAAACGCUAAAUUAGAUUUGUCUUGGUUUUAAUGGUGUCGUGGUUGCAAAGCUCCUUGUGGUUACACAGUUGUUGGGGCCAUACUUGAGUAAUCUGCCUGAAAAGUUCUGUUUAGGGCACGGAUGGCAAAUAUUUUACCAUAACCAUGCUCUGCUUGUUAGGUGUAAUUUUUACAUAAAUCUCUUUUCCUUCAAGCAGCAAAUGGCUGAAUUCUCUACUACUGAAAUCCUUUAUCUAAAGAAGUGAAAGCUUGGUUCCCUGUAGUCAGAUGUUUCUUUUUCUGCAGAGGGAGGAUUUUCUUCCAGACACCUUGUCCAGACUGUCUUCCUUUCUUCCCGAGUGAUUCCCCUCUGGUUUUCCCUUGUAUCUCUAAAAAGAGAGGCCGGGCUCUGGUGAGUCUUUAGGUCUUAGGAUGGGUUUCACAAGCAGUCCCACAAAAUAGAACUCAGCAACAUUUUAAAGUUUUUAUGGAUCUGUGUUUGUUAUAAAAUCAAAACUUCCAAGGACCAAUGUCAUUGUCCAGGCUGACAGACUCCAAAUCAACUAGAAGCACCGUAACUUGUUUCAUCUGCUCCCCUUUAGGGUUUCCUCCUCAACCUCUAAGAAGGCUCCAUCGGGUUCUGUUAGAAAAGUAAGUUUACUUAACAGAUUGUGAUGGAACAAUUGUUCAAAACCAAUUCAAUCACAGGAUAGUACUGUUAUGCCAAGGAGAAAGAGAUUUUUAUCCUGUACUGAGGAGCCCUAAAAUCAAUACAAAAUACUUCACAGUACUGAAGACACCAUUGACUAAUUAGUAAUUAAGCUUUCAUCUUCUUAGCUGAUGUAUAAAGCGAAGAAAAUUGUAUUAUAUAACAAUAUUUUUAAAGUUCCUAUCAAUGCACUAUCAAGACAAGAAAAGUAUAUCCGCAGUUAUGGAAAUACUAGUUUUAUCGCUCUGACUUCUGUAGUCUAAUAUAGACACUUUCAUAUGUUUACAGUUUUGUUUAAGCUACUGUAGGAAUGCAGAAGCAUGCCAUUUAAGUUUUGUAUCAUCUUGAUCAAGUGAAUGUUUUGCCAAGCAAUUAAAAUAAGCGUUGCUCAGAAGUGA
This is a messenger RNA of Grus americana (Whooping crane), 4830 nucleotides long. It is a transcript of the gene ANKRD6, whose product is annotated as ankyrin repeat domain 6. Gene Ontology annotation, molecular function: protein binding. Bases 1132 to 3069 code for a protein of 645 amino acids. The transcript has 10 exons. The record is from RefSeq and is a predicted model, not a curated record. NCBI's taxonomy places the organism in Eukaryota, Metazoa, Chordata, Aves, Gruiformes, Gruidae.